ACCGCUUCCAUCUCUUUCUCCACCCCCGUUCUCCACCGUCCCGAAAUAAGAAAAUAUCUCCCGGAUUGGCCCUCCACUCGCCCCUUUCUCUCUCAUCCCGAUCCGCUCGAGAGCCGGCGCCAUGGCCGCCGCCGUUCUCCUCGGCAACCUCGCGCUCCUCGUCGAGGCCAGCUCCCAUCGGACCGCCAUGCCCGACCGCGCCGCCAAAGCCUGGCACCCCGAGGCGGCGGCUUGCCGCGCGGCGAGAAGGGACCCACCCCCAGGCCCCUUGCUCUCCGCCGCCAUCCACGCCAAGAGCUUCCACGACCUACCGGACAUGGCCGGAGAGGCGGCGCGGUUGGCCCUCCGGUGGAGAAGCGCCAAGAACUCCAAGGUGGCCGCCUCCAGCUCAGCCUGGGACGGCGGCGACGGCGGGGGUGAGGAAGAGGACGACUGGGAGGAGGAGCUUCGGAGCCGGCUGAAGGAUUUGGAGGAGAUGAAGGAGCUGGAGAAGAGGGCCGAGGAAUUGCAGAGAUCCGAGGCCGGGGAGGCCACCGGAGACGAGGAGACGGAGGAGGAGAAGAGAGAAAGGGUCCGCCGAGAGCUCGAAAAGGUGGCAAAAGAACAGGCAGAACGGAGGAAGACGGCCAAGCUGAUGUUUGAGUUGGGGCAGAAGGCAUAUGGGAAAGGAAUGUAUUCUCGGGCAAUCGAGUUCCUAGAAGCUGCCCUCACCAUUAUUCCAAGGCCCACACUCUUUGGUGGCGAGAUACAGAUUUGGCUGGCGAUGGCAUAUGAGGCCAACAAUCGCCACAGAGAUUGCAUUGCUUUGUACCAGCAAUUGGAGAAGCAGCAUCCUAGUGUCAGCAUUAGAAAGCAGGCUGCCGAGCUCAGAUACAUCUUGCAAGCACCCAAGCUCAAGAUAUCCAAGGAUGAGAUGGUCACGAUACCAUUGAUUGGAUCGAGCUAUGACAGAUAUGCAGCUACAUGGAGUGAUAAAUACAAGGACCAGGAGCAGAGAAGAAAGAUGGCAACCACAAACCCACCUCCAUCAUCAAGCGACUACUGGGGUGACUUCCUGGGUUGGCGGCCACCAAAAGGGUGGGAAAGUAACCGGGCCUUCUGGGUGAUUGUAACUAUGUGGCUUGUUUUGAUUACAACAGCCCUCCUUCUGCAAAGAUGAAUGUCUUAGAGUCUGGUGGGAUCUCGAUGAAAGAUACCAUUCUUUUUAUAUGAUCAUGCAUUAAGGGAGCCUGUGUGUGAAGGUGUUGAAUGCAGUGCUCUAGUGCCUCUUUUGCAGUGGUAACAUGAGAGCAAGAUCAAUGGACGGUCAUAUUCUUUUCAGGGAUGUAGGUUCAAGUGUUAUAUAUAGAAUGCUUUGUAAAUAAUAACCGAACGAGUGAAUCCGUGUAACUUCGUGAUACAAUAUUAUCUCUUGUUUUGCAUUUCAGCUAUGUAACUGCAUGAAAUGACGGUUUUAUACCACUAAAGCUCUCUUAUAAGCUUGUCAUUGCGAUAUCUUCAAA
Molecule: messenger RNA, 1502 nt
Organism: Elaeis guineensis (African oil palm)
Lineage: Eukaryota; Viridiplantae; Streptophyta; Magnoliopsida; Arecales; Arecaceae
Cellular component (GO): chloroplast thylakoid membrane
Molecular function (GO): protein binding
Source: RefSeq, a predicted model, not a curated record